Lolium rigidum is the source of this 1404-nucleotide messenger RNA. Its product is annotated as rop guanine nucleotide exchange factor 7-like. Gene Ontology annotation, molecular function: guanyl-nucleotide exchange factor activity. The record is from RefSeq and is a predicted model, not a curated record. The coding region runs from base 13 to 1404 and encodes 463 amino acids. The transcript is spliced from 6 exons. Lineage: Eukaryota; Viridiplantae; Streptophyta; Magnoliopsida; Poales; Poaceae.
GAGCUGGAGCUGAUGAAGGAGCGGUUCUCCAAGCUGCUGCUGGGCGAGGACAUGUCCGGGAGCGGCAAGGGCGUCUGCACCGCGCUCGCCAUCUCCAACGCCAUCACCAACCUCUGCGCGACGAUUUUCGGGCAGCUGUGGAGGCUGGAGCCGCUGGCGCCGGAGAAGAAGGCCAUGUGGCGGCGGGAGAUGGACUGGCUGCUCUGCGUCAGCGACCACAUCGUCGAGCUCGUGCCCACUUGGCAGACCUUCCCUGACGGGACCAGGCUUGAGAUCAUGACGAGCAGGCCCCGAUCCGAUCUGUACAUCAAUCUGCCGGCGCUCCGGAAGCUAGACCACAUGCUGCUCGAAACACUGGAGAGUUUCAGGGACACCGAGUUUUGGUACGUCGACCAGGGGAUAUGCGCGCCGGACUGCGACGGUUCGGCCUCGUUCCGGAGGCCGGUCCACCGCCGUGACGAGAAGUGGUGGCUGCCCGUGCCUCGACUGGCCCCCGGCGGCCUCCGCGAGGCCACCAGGACGCAGCUGGAGCACAAGCGCGACUGCGCCAACCAGAUCCUCAAGGCCGCCAUGGCCAUCAACAGCAAUGCCUUGGCAGAGAUGGACGUCCCCGACUCGUACCACGACUCCCUGCCAAAGAAUGGGCGCGCCACGCUUGGCGACAUCAUAUACCGGUACAUCACGUCGGAGCAGUUCUCUCCUGACUGCCUCCUCGACUGCCUGGACCUAUCGUCCGAGUACCAGGCCGUGGAGAUCGCCAACCGUGUCGAGGCCUCCAUCUACGUAUGGCGCCGGAGGGGCACCGCCGCCGGCAGGUCGGCGGGCACCAAGUCGUCUUGGGGCAUCGUCAAGGAGAUGAUCAUGGACACGGAGAAGCGAGGGGACCUGCUCGCCGAACGAGCCGAGGGCCUGUUGAUUUCACUCAAGCAGAGGUUCCCAGGGCUGACGCAGACGAGCUUGGACAUGAGCAAGAUCCAAUACAACAAGGAUGUGGGGAAAUCGAUCCUGGAGAGCUACUCGCGGGUUUUGGAGAGCCUGGCCUCCAACAUCAUCGCGCGCAUCGACGACCUGCUCUACGUGGACGAGCUAACCAAGCAGACCGACCAACCUCCCGCCGGUGCCAAGGUUUCCUCCUGCAAGAACAGCAAGGCUGUCAACGCGCCGUUGCCGGCGUACCCGGUGCCCGUCUCGGGCACGGUGUACGCCACGCCGAGCUUCUCGCCGGCGCAGCUGUCUAGUCCGUCCAAGAUCGGGAGGGCGCUACUGGUCGAUAGGCGGGCGCACCACGGCAGGGCCUCCAAAAGGUCCUUGCUGGCAGUGGCAGACCACGGCGGCGGCGCCGAGGUCAAGGGGAUACUCGUCACCAGCGCCGUGUUCGACGCCCCGUUGGCCACGGAGCUGUGA